Ochlerotatus camptorhynchus is the source of this 1100-nucleotide messenger RNA. RefSeq names its product keratin-associated protein 19-2-like. Lineage: Eukaryota; Metazoa; Arthropoda; Insecta; Diptera; Culicidae. The record is from RefSeq and is a predicted model, not a curated record. The transcript has 4 exons. Bases 220 to 933 code for a protein of 237 amino acids.
GCAAACAAUGCGAGUUUGAAGAGUUGGUUGUUUUGUUUCAGUUUUCAGCUAGGAUUGAAUUUAUCUUGUGAAUCAAUUUUUGAUUAAGGGUAAAUAAAAAAAAAAAGUUUUUGUGUUAUUGUAAAUACCGGUGAAUAUAAAACAAUCGUUGGACAAUAUUGAAACAUUUUUGCAGUGAAACAAAAAAACACGGCUGGUUUAAGUUUGUGGAAAAUAACGAUGAUAGCGGAACGAUCGAUGAAGUGUCAGUUUUUCCUAUUCACGGUGCUGGUGUCCCUGGAUGUGAUCAGCAGUCAGCGUACGACGGGUGGCACUGGUAGCGCUGGAAACCAGGCUCGAUUGUUCCAACCAGCAGGCCAGGCUCAGGCGGCAGUGGCUGUCGAUGAGCGUGGUCCUGAACCGGGUGGAUCACAGACAAGUGAUGGCGGACGUUCCGCUGAAGCGGGACGGUCCCUGAGAAGCAGCUAUUAUUCCGGUUCGCCCAACGAGAGACUUUUCGACUUUGGGUUGCUCGGAAAACCGUACUAUGGCAACAGGGGCUAUUACCCGAGUGGAGGUUAUUAUCCACAAACCGGAGGCUACUAUCCACAAACCGGAGGGUAUUAUCCACAGGGAGGGUACUACCCACAAGGAGGCUUCUAUCCACAGAGCAGCAAUCCGGGCUACUAUCCUGGAACGAACACCCUCGGAGGUGGUAAUCCUUAUGUAGGCGGUGGUGUCGGCGGAGGCACCGUUUACGGUGGAUACGGAAGCUACGGUGGGUACGGCGGCUACGGCGGUUACGGAGGUAAUGGAGGACUACAGUCGUAUCUUGGCUACAACAGUGGUAAUUAUUUCGGUACACGUAAUCUGGGCUACGGCUACUACUCCGGUACUAAUCCGGCCGGAAUAUCGAGCGCGAGUCUGGUGAGCGGCUACCGAGGUUACAACUGAACUGCUCUGUGACGUUUCGUGUGAAUACUAUGUGCUUUUGUGAACGUGAACCAUCGUUGAAAACGUGUGCUAAAUGUGAUAACUCCUAUGUAUGUAACACCACCAACACCAAAGCGGCUUGGAUUCAGUUCCAAAGAAAUAAUUUAUUGUGCUUCAUUUUACCCAAA